GUACCUCCUCCACAGAGGUUAAUUUUGGAGAGACAAAUGAACAAAAGUUUGCUUAUUGGUUGGGUACCACCAGAGGUCCCUCCUGGUAGGAUAGAAGGAUAUCAUGUGUAUGUGGAUGGAGUACCAAAAGCAACAAUCAAGUAUUCUGAAAGGACAAGGGCUUUAAUUGAAGGCGUUGAUUCCUCUCGGCCGCAUCGUGUCAGUGUUCGUUCUAUUUCUAGUUCUGGUUAUCAGUCCAAAGAUGCAGCUUGCACUAUUGUAGUUGGUAAAGAUUUUCCUUUAGCUCCAACAUGUGUUAAAGCUUCUCACAUCACAGCAUCAUCAGCUUUGAUUAGUUGGCUACCAAGUAACAGUAAUUUUCAGCAUGUAGUGGCAGUUAAUAGCGUCGAAGUCAAAGUUGUAAAACCAGGAUGUUUUCGCCAUCAUGUCACAGGUCUGUCUCCUAACACACUAUAUAGAGUAUCUGUCAGAGUUAAGCCAGGAAAACUUUUAUAUAAUGAUGAAAAAAAUCCGAAAAAAUUAGAAAUGUUGGUUAGUAACGUGGAGUUCAGAACUCUUCCUAAAGGUCUUCCAGAUCCACCUGUAAAUGUACAGGUGGAACAGGGUCCACAAGAUGGAACUUUGUUAGUCACUUGGUUACCUGUACCCACGAAUCCAGCAUCUAGUCUCAUUUCACCAGUCACAGGUUAUGCUGUCUUCGUCGCUGGGAAAAAAGUUGCAGAAAUUGACAGUCCAACGGGGGAUCACGCGCUCAUUGAUGGAUCACAACUCCUGACAUUGAACAAAAAGUGCAUUACAGUUAGAAGUAAAUCGAUGGAUGGCCUGUCAGCCGAUUCUUUAGUCUGUGCUGUUCCUAAUGAUCUUCUUCGAAGCGUACAAAAGGGAGAUGUCUUAGAAGAAAUGCAGAACGAAGGACGAUCGGAAUUAUCAGACAUUGUCGAGGAAGAGGAAGAAACAUCGACGGAAGCAGGGGAGGGAAAGCCCAAGAUGCUUUGCAAAGUAGAAAGCAUUAACGAAACCGAUGACCUGGAAUGCGAAGAUAUAGAAAAUGAUAAAUCGCAGUCUCAGGAGUACCAGUCAAAGUCCUCUCACACCGUCCGACGAAUGAAUCAGAACCCGCCAAGUAUUCAGGUACCUAGUCAAAGACGACAAGGCUGGAAGGAACAAUCAUAUAGCAAUCGGAGUUGUACUGCUAUAGAAGGCAAUGGAACAGUAGAACAUAGGAGCCGUAGAGAACACAGAAAUAACUCAGGACAGAUAGUACUCGAUUCCGACGAAACCCUAAGUGAUAAAGAAAUGUAUCUAUCUUCUAGAGCCAAUAUACCAUCGAUAGAAAUAACUAAAGAUACCGCAUGUGGAGAGGAUUGCGAUACUGGUUUUUCUGAUGAUGAAUACGAUCCUAGAAGACGCGGAAGUCAAAGACCAACUUCUCCAGAAGGAUACACGGGAUCCUCUUCACAGCAGAGGCCGCUACGUACUGAACCCGACGCCCAUCACUCACAAAAUUCACGAUCACACAGGGGACCACAAACUCAACAUCAUCAUUCACAACAACAUCCUCAAAGAGACAGAUCGUUGCCAAGGCGGCAACCUCAUGAUUCCACUUCAAGUAGAAGCCAGCCACCAGUACCACCUAAUCAAGCGGCAGCGGGAAGACAGCGAAUUUCUCCACAAUCGCACAACAUUCAGGACCAAAAUCGCAGGAGUACUUCAAGGAAUCAAUCGCCUGCCCAUGUUGCCUCAAGAAGUGGUCAACCAUCACCUGCUGAAAGAGAUUCUAACCACAGCUACUAUAAUAAAAGACGAAGUGUAGGAAACAUAAGUAGUGCGCCAUCGCAAACGAACAGGCGGAUGUCUGAUUUCCAUGAACCAAUGAGCAGGUACGAAGACCAAGGAAAUUAUGAUUCAUACUCGAGCCAUGUAAGUGACGUAGGAGACAACAGGGUGAGAUAUUUUGUGGCACUCUUUGAUUAUGAUCCGCAAUCAAUGUCACCUAAUCCUGAUGCCGCCGAUGAAGAAUUACCUUUCCAAGAAGGCCAAAUGAUAAAGAUCUAUGGUGACAAAGAUGCUGAUGGAUUCUACAGAGGUGAGUCGAAUGGUCGAGUGGGUCUCGUCCCGGGAAACAUGGUAUCCGAAGUGCAAGUUGAUGUUGAUCCAGUCUACUAUAAUGAUAAUACAUCAAGACCUCGUUCACUAGGACAAAUAGCUAUGGAUGAAAGGGAUGCUGAUUGGCAAUCGAGAAGAAUUAAAAAGAUGGUUGCAAUCUAUGAUUAUGAUCCUCAGGAAAUAUCUCCUAACGUGGACGCCGAGAUGGAGCUGUCAUUCAGCGUUGGAGAUGUAAUAUACGUGAUUGGUGACGUAGACGAAGAUGGCUUCUAUAUGGGCGAACUGAACGGCGUUAAAGGUCUCGUGCCCUCGAAUUUCCUACGUGAGAUGCCUAUCGAAGAAGAUGAGAAGCGGCAUGCCAGUAGCAGGCCCAAAGGUCAGGGGCGAAGCUAUUUAGGCCGGGCAGACUGUCAGUGGAAUGGAUACCAAGAGAGGAUUAUCAGCACGCCAAAAAUGCAGCUGAGCAAGUGGACCACAGACGAGAAUACCCAAGAAGUUCAGAAAAACCACAUUAUACAACAAAUGCUGGACACAAAGGAGCUCCGACAUCUUCAGGAUACGCACCGCCUUCCAAUUUAUGGGACGAAAGGGAGUUUGAAAGAGAAUCUACAUCCCGAGGACCACAUGUACCACCUAGAGGUCAACGAAUAUCCCACCAGACGGCUUUUGCAGGACCGACACCACCUGAUCAGCACUGGUAAGAGGCCAACUUUCCUUGAUCUCCAGGGAAGUCCUAUUUCUUGUCCAAGAAAUUAUAAUUUAUCUUCAGAAGAACAGAGAAUAAAAUACGCACCAGACUUCAUGAUUCCGGAAUGUUCACUGCCGAAGCAAAGCAGGAAAGGGAUAUUUUCAUCAUUUAAAGAUAUCUUCAAGGCUAAUAAGAAAAUUUAAGACUUGCCUUGACUUGCCAACCACAUCUUUAAAAUGUAUGACCGUUCAUAUAUAUAUAUAUAUAUACUAGAGAAAUUUAUAAUUUGACCAUACUCGUAUUUAAUCUUUGCCGACUGUUUACAUAAUGCAUUUAAGCUAAAAUUUCAUAAAAGUUACAACAACGUGCUUUAUUCGUUUUUCAACAUGCAAACGAAAAAAACAAGAACAAGAAAUAUGUAAAUGUUGAGAAUGAAAACAGAAACAAUAAUUUUGACGCAAUACCUCACUUGGAAUUCAAGAAAGAAAGAAAAAUCUGUGGGUUCUGAAUCUCCUCAAAGAGAUGUAUUAGUAAACCUUUCCUAAAUUCAAGUUCUUCCACUACACGAGAAGAAGAAACCACACACAAUACACCGUACUGCUGAUUUUUAAUUUAUUUAAUGGAAAGUUUCUAAAAUUAAAAUUCCUCUCUAUUAUAUAAAAAUGUCAUCUUUAUCUGUGAUCGAGUCACUUCAUUAUCAGAGAAUUUCUCUAAAGAGUAAUAUUUUUAAAGGGCUAUGUUUAAGUGUACAGUAUGCCUAAAAAUAUAUUGGAAGGUCAUUCUGCUAUAGUUAUAUUAUGUCAACCAUCACUUAAAAAUGAAAACUACUAUUUUAAUACAAAUUUUUGGAGAGAUUACAUCUCCUAAUAUAUUUCUCGGUUACACUGCUUAAUGAUAUAAGAAACGGCUUUUUCUUUCUCUUAAGUUGUUAUUCUUUUCAAAUACUUGCCCUUAGUCUAAAUUUUUGAUUUUCCUUUAAAACAAAAACAGAAAACUUUAUACGAUAAUACACCCCUCCCCAAAAUAUAUAUUAUAUAUAUACAUAAAUUUAAUUACAAUACUUCUAAAAAUGAAUGGUAUAUUUGCGCACAUUAAAAACAAAGUAGCUACGAUGAAAUCCAUGUAGAUUUUAAAUGUCAUCAUUGAGCAUUGUUAAUACUUACAUAAAAUCUUUCUUUGAAUUUCUGUGCAUUUUAGAAUGCAGUAAAACAAAUAAAUUCACAAUUACCAAUGAGUGAAGUAUAAGUAUUCAGUGUUGCAUAUUUAUAGUGCGUAUAAAUAUUCAUAACUAUUUAAAAUAAGAAUAAUCAGUAUUCCAAUAGCAUUAUUUGUAUAAAGGCCAUUUCUCUUUCUUCUUUAUUUUUUUUUUAUUUGGGAGGGAGGGGGUAAGUUAUCUCAUUUAUGGAACAACAACAUUCUUUGCAUACACCUUAGUUGGAAUGUUCACUAAAUUUAAUGCAUUCAUGCUAAUAAAGGCAAAUUCGUUAGUUUUAUCUUUUCUCUCUUUACAGAUGCAAUAUUCGUUUCUCCACUGCUUUGUACACAUAAAAUACCCCGCCUUUAUAGAGAAUUUGUUUCAGAGGAGAACAAUUAACACUGUAUCCCAUUGAGCAUAAGCCCAUGGAAUUUGAGUACCAGCACUGUUAAAAAAACACUAUUUACUGAAUAUUCAGUUUCAUAUAUAUUUUUAUUUUCUUUUUCUUUACAUAUAACUACAUAAUUUGCAUCUAUUAAAUGUAUUUUAAUAAAAAAAUAAUAUAAUAAUUAUUAUAAUAAUUUUAUAAUGAACAAAGAAUAGCAUAUAUGUCAAAUUGCAUGUACACAGAUACACGCAUAUUAUGAGCCACAAGUUAUGCAUUUGAUGGAGUAAAAUCCGAAACUUUUUUUGCUUGAUCUUUUUUUAGUGCCAGCUGAAUUUUCUAUAUUAAUAAAAGAAAAUUCGUCAGACUCACUCUAAACGUAUUCUGAUCCACUUAUGAUAAUUUGGUAUACUUAUGAUAAGAUUUGAGUUUGGUAACGAAUUCGAGGUAUACAGUCCAUUUAAAUUUCUUAGCUAUUAUUGUUUCUACAUUUCUUGCUGCGAGACAAUUUGAAAUCUUUGUGUUAUCAGCAAAGCAGAAAGAAAAGUUAUAUAUGUAGUAAUUCUUUUCAAGUAUUACAUAAGUAAUUGUAUCUCGGUGUAUAUAAUCCAAGAAACUGCAAAGAAAAAAACUUGAGCAGUUGAGCUGUUAAAUGACAUCAUAUUCUUAACACCAGUCUGUAUUUAACGAAACACUUUUAUUCGAUUUCUUAAAACAGUUUCGUGCAAGGUUACUAAUUGUAAUAAAUUGUAUAAUUUGAUAAACUUAUGAUAAUUUUAAGCGAAUAUUUAUGGAAUUACGAUAAUUAACCACGAUAAUUAUAAUUUAGUGAAGAGGUUUCUUAUCUUUGGGAGUUUUUCCACAUUCAGCUGAAAUACAUAUACCCUAAAACUUUCGCAUUACCUACUGUAAACUUUUAUUUGACUGCAAAAACUCAGUUACACAUUGAGAUCUUCAAUUUUAACUACAGCCUAAAUUGUCGAGAUAUUGCUCAUAGACUUUAUAUAUUCGCUGAAAAGCAUCAAAUGUGUAAACAGUUUGACAAGAAAACCUCUAGCUUCUAAUCAUUCAUGUUUUGCUGUAAAAUCCUCUCACAGGAGGCUAGUAUGUUGCACUAAUAUAUACGCACAAUUCUUUUCUCACAUACACAUACACACAUAAGCAAUUUAGUUCCAAAAUUCUCUCUCAUACUCUUCCCUUUGCUAUCAGACUUUCAGAUACAUUGACGGUUUUUUCCCUUUUACCUAACUUGUACAUUUUUUUCAUAAGUGCCUUUUGCCGAACGCUUAUUCCAACACCAUUUCAAUUUAGAAAAAAAAACUACGUGAGUGCUUGAAUUGCUAAUUUCUUCUAUUGUGCCUGGUACGUACAAGCAAUUUAUAAUUUGCAAUAAUUGCAUAAAUACAGUUUAAAAUAUUUAACUAAUAUAUAAAUAUAAAUGACAUAGUACGCAAUAUACAAAUCUCAAGAUUUUCAAUUUCUUUAAAUACUGUUCACCAGUAGCAGAAUGGCAAAUGAAGUAAAGAUAAAAUUAUGCUUCAUAACAGUUGGCUCAAUUUAUUUUCUUUUACAUAUAAAUAAGCCAUGCAAAAUUAGCUCAUUACAUAUUAAGCCAUGCAAAAUUAGCUCUAAUUUUUUCUAUUUUCUGGCUACUCGGAAAAUAUAGGGGAACCACAAUGCAAUCGAAAUUGUUACGGAAGAUUAUUAAUAAGUGGAAUAAUUUAGAAACUCAGGAAGUUUAUUACUUCUGGUGCAUUUGAAAUUCUCCGUUCUUCAGCUCCUGUGUAUAUAUUAUAAAAAAUUGUGACUGUAAAAGUGCUAUUUCCAAAUUUUUGGAAGAAACUUACGAAUUGUAUUGAACAUUGCUGAUGUGUGUCAAUAAUGUAGUUCGUAUUCUGCAUGAAUGUAAAACAUAUCUGUUACGGAUGACGUCUUCUGUUAUUGCAGUGUUGCAUUGUGAAGCUGUAAAUGCAAAAUGACGUUAAGUGCGUGCGAUAGAAUAAUGUAUAUAAGUGGAGAAAUAAAUGGCUUUCCGUGCACACGUUAUUUACAGUUUCAACACAGCUUAAAAAAUCUCAGUUUUACAUAAGCUUUUCUCGAAACUAGCAUUUGACCAUUUUAAUGUUUAUGAAUUACAAGCUUAUAGCAGAAUUUUUUGGCGCAUAAGCUCUUUUUAUUUCAGCUUCAGAUUUUCAGCUUUUAAAUGUCUUAGCAAAAUAGUUAAAUUUGAAAAUAGCCAAGAACUACUAUUCGGGUUUAAAACACUGAACCGUAGACAACUCUGUAUAAUGAUAUAAAAGCUUUUCUACGCAAAAAUUUGCACGACAUUUUUACACCUUUUACAUCAUUUAGACCCAUAGGAUAGCAUAGAUUCAAAUGUAGACAUAGAAAUGAGAAAGAAAAUCCUAAAAUUUGCCAAACGUGGCUAGAAACUCAUAAACAAGUACUAAUGGAAUUUAAGAAACAAAUAGCUGAAACAUAUUACAAAUUUAAAUUCAAGAAAGAAUGCCGAUGAGUUUUGUUAUUCAAACAGACAAUGAUUUAAAACUUUAAAAACAAUUCCAGUUUUGAAUACGAAAAUGUGCAACUUAUUAAAUCACAACUACCUAAUAUUAUAUAUAAUCGUUAUUAAAUUAUUAUAAAUGAGAAAGCUGUGAAACACUACAAACGAAUUGUACUUCACAUUGUUUUUAAAAUUUCAUCUUCGUUGACGCAGUAAAAUAAAUCUUAUAAUGAUAAGAAUUCGAAUAUGAAUCAUUCUUUGAAUCAAAAAAAAAAUCUAAUUUUGGAAAAAAGUUUGCACUUCAGUAGAGUGUUUUCACAUGACAGAGAGAAAGGAAAAGAAUCUUAUACAUAUAUAUGUAUGCAGUAACUUUUCACUGCGGUUACUAAAAUGUUCCCUCAGAUAUUGAUUUUAGCUAUCUUUUGAAAAUUGAGAAAUCUACUGAAGUUACAAUGCUCAAGGAUUCUAAUCUUAAAAAGGGCUCAUUUCAUGAGAAUUUUCCACGGAAUUUAUAUUAGUAAUGGAAAAAAAUUACGAAAAUAAGAGCCAAGUCAGUAGCCGCAGUCGAACCUGGAAUUAACUAUCAAAUGUUCAAUGGUCUUAUCUAUUUGGUCGAUAAUAGAAUGAAGCUUCAUUCAGAUUAUCAGCUGAGGAAUAACGUAUGGCAGUAUUUAAAUGUCAUGAGUGACAUCACUUUUUUACACCCUCUUUAAUAUCUAGACCGCAUUAUGGCAAAACUACGAAAGUUCUAGAGAUAAUCCGAAAAAUAUAUUCGCAAAUCUAUUCAAUAAUCAACACUUAAAUCAACAAUUAAUGAAACUGAACUUAGACUGUAUAGGUCUAGAAACCGUUUCCAGUUUCAAAGACAAAAUCUUACAGCUUACGGGCGAUUAAAUAUAAAAUAUUUCAAAUGUAUUUCUAACAUUAUUAACAAAUUAAACUACAUGAAAUUACAAAACUGAAUUUUAUGUAACUGAAAAUCCUUUCAUAAAUUUUCAUUCUUAGUUUCAAUGUCGAAAUUUAAACUAAAACUACAUUCCCAAUCGUGACAUAUUAUUUUCUAUCCCUUUCAACAAAAAUAAAUCUAAAAAAAAAAGAAAAAAUACUUAUGCAAUCAUAAUUUCUCAGAUUAAUAAACAGCGCAGAUAAAUACAUCAAACUUUUAAAUCCCCAAGUCCCAUUUUCAUAAUUUUGCAUCACAGAAUGAGAUUUUUAAGGUUCCCUAAUUAAAAGCAUAGCAUUGAUUACUGACAUUUAAGACGUUUUAGUCUUAUCACACAGGAAAGUAACCUAAAACUGUUUUUAUGCUAUAAUAUAAAGAUUUCUUUUUCCAAAUAAAUGUGCCUUUAUAAAAGCGAAAAACGCAAAUAUAGAAUUUACCAGUUUAAAAUUUGGCGAAUAUGUAACACAAAAAAUACGGAUUGAAAUCAGUGCACAAUCAACUUCAUGAAAAUGUAUCAAUGAAGGAAAGGAAUGACAGAUAUCGUGAAACUAAUUUCAUUGAAAGAAUUGCUGCCGCAAAAAAAAAUUCAGUAAAUUCAUUACUGCCAAUAAAUCGUUUCAAAUUUCAUUAACAAGAAUGUAAAUAUUAUACAUUAUUAAAGAUUUCUAUCAAAAAUAAUGCCGAAAAACUUAUACUUGCCAAAGGUUGUCUUGGAUUUUAGAUCAUAUAUUCGAUAAAAUAUUCUAGAUACAAAACAGAAUUUAGUAGAAAAUAACUUUUUUUAUCUUCAAAUUAAAAACAAACGCAUUUACUUAGCAUAUAUGCCCAACAUUUAAUUUUAAAGGAAAAAAUAUGGUUAGACAAAAACGUAUUUAGAUCUCACAGCAUAACCGAAAUACAGAAACUAACUAUUUUACACGAAUUUAAUAAAAAUGUAUUUAAAACUAACCUAGAUUAUUUUAACAUAUCAUUUACAUAUUCACACAAACAGACAUAAAGAAAAAAAAUAUUGUAAAUUAGACGCGAAUAAAAUUUUUGGAAUUGAAACACGCAACAUUUCUUUCUCCAUACUUUAAUUUAGACUGUAAAUAUUUUGCACGUUAUCUUUGAAUUUCGCAGAUGUUUCAUGUGAGAAGCCCAUUAUAAGAAAUGUAGACAACUACGUAAUUAACUUGCCUUAUUUUUCCCGUUCUGAUUGUUGAAUACUUCGAAAACUAUUUAAUUCAAUGAAUAUUUUAUAGCGUAUUUUUAAUAUGAGGCGCUACAACUUGUUUGCAAGUUAAAGAUAUGUUUCAUACACAAAUUUAACAACUUGCAUUUUAUAACAAAAGCCAGCUUCACAAUGCAGUUCUUGUGAUAAUAUUCAUUAAGCCUAAUGCUUUCUUAUGUCUCAUUCGUUGCGGGACACAAUAAUUGUGAUGAAGUGAACUCUUUUAUCUGUAUACAUAUCUUUAACUGUGCGAUGUCUCAUGAAGACUUUUCUGUAACGCAAAUUUAUUAAUAAAAUGUUCAUCACUAAAA
Molecule: messenger RNA, 9341 nt
Organism: Stegodyphus dumicola
Lineage: Eukaryota; Metazoa; Arthropoda; Arachnida; Araneae; Eresidae
Product: RIMS-binding protein 2-like
Biological process (GO): neuromuscular synaptic transmission
Molecular function (GO): protein binding
Source: RefSeq, a predicted model, not a curated record